AUGCCAUCCACCAGCUUCCUCGUCGCAUCAGCUGUGGCCCUCGCGGCCCUCACAGGCCUAGCCAAUGCCCAAACCAAUAUCACAGACAGUGCCUGUGCCUCCUCAUCCGAAUAUAAAAAGUGCAACUCGGACGUCUCGAGCAAAUGGAGUUCGUGCAUUCGCGAUUGCGGCGGGAAUGGCAAUUGUAUCGUUGAUUGCGGAUGUACUUCUCAUCAGAAGUAUAUCAAUUGUAUGGCUGAGACGUGCUGGAACCAGGUCUACUCUUGCGAAUACCAACUCUUCGUCCAACAAUACUUCGCAAUCUGCCCCAGCGCCUCUGAGCCAAUCCCAUUCUGGCCAGCCCCGGCCAACGCACCGAACCGCUGUUCCUGCGAUCUGGGCAAAGUCCUGCAAACGACGCUCUCUUCGCGUAACGAGCAGACACAGUGCAUGCGAAACGUCACCGACCGCCUUUCAUCCGAUGUAACCGAUCUAUCAAACCUGAGCAAUGGACUUGACAUCGCAGGCCGGGCAUCGGACUGUGCUUGUUGCGGUGCAAGCGCUAGUAUCUCUGCAGCAUACGAAAUCUGCCCACACACCAAACCAACCCUAGCAGGCGCAGACCUCUGGCCAAUCUUCUUCCCCAACGACUCCGAAAAUGAAAACCUAUACAACUCCCUCCCGAACUGGAACUGGGCCUGGUCUUCAUCGAGCUGCUCUCGCAUGAACACAGACUCCUGCAGGGAUCUCGGGUUCAGUGAUACAGACAAGUUCUACCGGCCUGGCGAUUUCCCGGAUAACGGCACCUCGACGCUGAGGAAUGUUGGCGGGACUAUUACUGCCCCGCCCAGUGGAACGGUUCUUACUUGGAGUCAGUCGAGUACUACUUACACGGUCUCGGCUACCGGGUAUGAUAGCAAGGCUGUUGCUAGUCAGAGUGAGUAUCGGGCUACGGCGACGGAGACGGGGGAUUCUUUCGCGACGCAGACUGCUGAUAAUGCGGCUGGGGGGUUGAAGCCAUUGGGGGGGAUGGGGGUUGUCGUUGUUUUGGGGUUGGUUUGGGAGUUGUAA
This is a messenger RNA of Penicillium nucicola, 1050 nucleotides long. RefSeq lists its product as uncharacterized. NCBI's taxonomy places the organism in Eukaryota, Fungi, Ascomycota, Eurotiomycetes, Eurotiales, Aspergillaceae. The transcript has 3 exons. Bases 1 to 1050 code for a protein of 349 amino acids. The record is from RefSeq and is a predicted model, not a curated record.